This is a messenger RNA of Cinclus cinclus, 991 nucleotides long. It is a transcript of the gene VGLL3, whose product is annotated as vestigial like family member 3. The transcript is spliced from 4 exons. The coding region runs from base 1 to 876 and encodes 291 amino acids. Gene Ontology annotation, cellular component: nucleus. NCBI's taxonomy places the organism in Eukaryota, Metazoa, Chordata, Aves, Passeriformes, Cinclidae. The record is from RefSeq and is a predicted model, not a curated record. Gene Ontology annotation, biological process: regulation of transcription by RNA polymerase II.
AUGAGCUGCUCGGACGUGGCCAUGCAGCAGCCCGCCCCGGCGGCGUGCGGAGCGCCCUGUUACCUGGCCGCGCCCGCGGCGGGCUGCGCGCAGAAGAAGUUAGCUGUGUACAACAAGAUGCAGGAGUCUCUGGAAGUGACCCUUCCCAGCAAGCAAGAGGAGGAUGAGAAAGACCAGCCUGCCGAGAUGGAGUACCUGAACUCUCGCUGUGUCUUGUUCACUUACUUCCAGGGAGACAUUGGUUCAGUGGUGGAUGAGCACUUCUCCAGAGCUUUGAGCCAAGCCAGUAGCUUCAGUUCAGAGACUGCCCUUUCCAAGAGCAAGGCAGGGCUGAAUCCUCUGUGGAGAGAAAGCUCAACGAUUUCAAGCCAGAGGAGCAGCUUCCCAACCUCAUUUUGGACCAGCUCUUACCAGCAUCCUCCUCCUCCUCCGCCCUGCUUAAGUGGAGUGCACCCCGAUUUCCCUGUGACUGCACCAGGCACCUUCCCAACACCAGAUCCCAGCAGCUGGCCGGGACACGGCCUUCACCAGACUGCCCCACCACCUCCCCCCGCCUCCUCCGAGUCCUGGCAUUACCCUUUGGCAGCGUCUCAGGUGAGCCCCCCGUACGCCCACGUGCACGACGUGUACGUGCACCGCCACCACCCCGGCGCGCACCGCGACCCCCGCUACGGCUCCCUGCUGCUGCCCUCGGUCCGUGCCGCCAGGAUUCCCGCUCCCCAGUGCGACGGGACCAAGGCGGACCCCGCCGCCGUCACCAGCGCUACCUCAGCCUGGGCUGGAGCCUUCCACGGAACCGUGGACAUCGUGCCGAGUUUUGGGUUUGAUACAGGUCUACAGCAUCAGGACAAGAACAAGGAAACUGCUUGGUUCUGAAGUACAGAGGAAUUGAGACCAGCUAGAGCUGGAGUCGGCAGAGCUGGGCGGGUGAUGCAGCAGUGGUUGACUCCUUCUGCGUGGAGCAAAGGACACACAUGAAGAUGAAGGGCCA